Molecule: messenger RNA, 1812 nt
Organism: Angiostrongylus costaricensis
Lineage: Eukaryota; Metazoa; Nematoda; Chromadorea; Rhabditida; Metastrongylidae
Source: the annotation of a GenBank genome assembly
AUGAAAGCGGCCAUCUCUGUCUCCACCUCUUCAGCUUCAUCGGAAUCCACUCAGAGAUGCGAUUUUACGGAGCGAAAACCCAUGGAUCAGGCAGACUUCGACGAAUUCUUCAAAUGCUGUGAUCCAGAAUUGGAAAAUAAAUUUGUCGUUAAGACGACAAGUCUUUUAAGUCGAUUUUAUCAACCAUGCAGGAGCUGUAACGACUUUUGGGUUUCUCUGCUAUCUUUUUUUCCAGUACUACAUUGGCUUCCAAAGUACAACAUCUACCAGAACUUGCUCCCAGAUGCAGUUGGAGGCUUUAUGGUUGGUAUUAUGCAUGUACCACAAGGCAUAGCUUAUGCUAUACUCGCCGGUGUACACCCAGCAGUUGGUCUCUACACAUCGUUCUUUCCCGUGCUUGCCUAUAUGUUAUUCGGCACUUCUCGUCACGCUUCCAUCGGAUCGUUCGCAGUUGUCGCACUAAUGACAGGGCAGACAGUCUAUAGGCUGACAGAUGCAGAUGAAGGUGGUAAUGUUUCAAUGGAGAACAUAAGCAAUGUUCCGCAUAUGAUUGCGAACAGAUAUGAAGCCAUUGAAGUUACCACCGCGUUAACGUUAACCAUUGGCCUCAUACAGAUUAUUGUCGCCAUACUUGGUUUGGACUUCGUCUCGACAUACUUUUCGGAGCAGCUCGUUGCUGGCUUCACAACUGGUGCUGCCGUACAUGUGCUUGUAACCCAGCUGAAGGACAUCACAGGCAUCUAUGGCACUCCAAGACGCUUCGGCUUUGCUAACGCGAUCCUGGUUAUACUUGGGGCCAUUUUCUCCGCUCUGUUAAGUCUGAAUGUCGAUUAUGAGGUGGCAGUUGUUGGACAUAUUCCUACAGGUGUACCAUUACCGUCACUACCACGACUAACACUUCUACCUCAAUUAUUCAAAGAUGCGAUUUCUAUAUUUGUCGUUAUCAUGGCCGUUCAUAUAUCAAUGGCAAAACUCCUGGCAAAAACUUAUAAAUACACGAUUGAUACGAAGCAGGAGUUCCUUGCCACUGGAUUCACUUCAGUAAUUGCUAGUCUUUUCCCAGUGUUUCCGAGCAGUUGUUCCUUAGCACGUACGCUAGUGAAUGCGUCGGCCGGCACAAAGACUCAGCUAUUCGCUGUUUUUUCGUCGUUGUUCAUAUUGUUUGUGAUCCAAUUUGGUGGAUCGUGGCUUCGAACACUUCCGAUGGCGAUAUGGGUUGUUGCAUUUCUAGCCACGUCUUGUAUAGACGUAAUGGAUGGAUUGACAAUUGCCAUCGUAUUUGCUCUACUCACCACAGUAUUUCGCCAGCAAUGGCCCAGCUGGCAAAUUCUUGGACGUCUCAACGGCACCACGGAGUACAGAGAUAUUAAGCGCUAUCAAGAAGUCCAUUUGAUUGAGGAUCUCUGUAUCGCUCGUUUCGACGCUCCAUUACUAUUUACUAACGUUGAACGAUUUUGUGGAAUGAUCGAUACCGUGACAAGUGAUUUGCUUCGUGUCGAUCACGAUUCCCCAUCAAGUAAUGAAUCUCCUUCACACAUUACAACGGAAAGAGGCAAAACUCCUAAACGUCAUUCAACGGAGAAGUGUCUAAUUAUCGACUGCUCUGGAAUUGUGUAUAUCGACAUGAUGGGUGUAAACUGUUUAAAAGAGGUGAAGCUCUCUUCAAAGAAUCUUUGGAGGAGCAAGAGGUCAGUUCAAAGUCUUAUCAUCGUUUCUGGUGGAUUCAACGAAUUUUCAAUUGCUUUACGAGUUUUUGAGUUCAAGGUGCUGUACGAGAGCUCCUCGCUAAAACCGGGCUUCACCCGACGAUAA